CUUAUAAAUUGGUUUUGAAUGAACAUAGAAGGGGUUUUAUGUUCCCGAGAAUCGCAAAGGUUGUGUACUAACACGAGCAUCGAUUCGAUGAAAAGCUUUCAAGACUAGAUUAAGAACCAAGUGGUUGUAUAAAAAAGAUAAAACACUUACUAAAAAGCCACCACACAAGUCUAGUGGCCUGGGUGUUGGCUUGACAGGUGGGUUUGGUGGCCUGGCAGGUGGGUUUGGUGGUUUGGCUAGUGGGUCUAAUGGCCUGAACUAUUAACAAGCAAAAUUUUCGAGCAAGGGAGCAAAGGACAUGGGUUCACCUCUGAUUCAUUAGCAGGGGCUGAUAUUUAUGGUACACAAGGUAUUAGGAAAGAAGAUAAUUGCAAAAAAAACGCAAUCUCAUAUGGAAACCCUAGAGACCGAGGCAUAUCAUGUUCCCUGCCCUCAAACAGAUCGUAACAAUAAACUUGAGCCUAUAACUAACCUUAUGCAUCAGAGUUGUGAUUUGAAAGAAUUUCCCGAGGUAUGCCUUUUCAUUCUAAUUAAGUCCUCAAUGAAUUAUUUAAACCAAUAAAGAGGAAACGAACUUAAUAUAUAAAAAAUGGUGAUUAGCUGCAAAAAUGUAAACGUUAUAGCCAUGUAAGUUUUCCCUUUUGAUUAAAAUGGGUGUAUUUAUGUUAAGGGAUGGAGUGAUUGUUGUUUAGCAAUAGAAGGAAACAACAAAGUGUUCCAAAUUGUUGCAGGUAGAAAAAAUAACAGAUGUCAGAGUUACUCAUUCUAGAUUAAUGCCGCCUUGUCAUGCUCGAGUCACAACUAGAAGAUAUUGUGUCGACUGCUCUCUUGCCAUGUCCUAAUGAUGAACUAGUCUAUGUUUAUCAUGCAAAGAAAAGCUACACACCUUGCCCGAUUAACUUGAUUUUUCCAAGAAAGGUAUGAAAUUUAAUUAAUGAUUGGUAUAUGUUUGCAUUGUAAUAUUUUUCAGCAUGUGUUAUCAACGGGCAUUUUGUUAUGUAUGCGAAUUCUUUAAAAAAAAUCAGCUUAACCCAACCACAUAUCUAGGAAAUGUCAAAACAUAUAUAGUACUUAAAAUUUUUCCAUAUAUAUAUAUAUUAUAUUCAUGUUAUAAUGUCUUUUAUUCAUCAUGCUAUAGACCAUUACCCACCAAGAAAAAGUGUUAAAUAUAACAACACCAUCUCCACAUUCAACAUCAUCUCAAGUGGCCACGACUCUUAAGUACGUUAUCACCGAAAAGGGUCGUGAGAUGGUGACUUCCACAUGGUUACGUGUGUUAAAUAAUCAUGCUAUGGUAUUGAAAAAAAGGGGUGUGACACUCUCCAUACCAAUUCAAAAAUACAUGUUUCUUAAUGAAGACGUGGGUGUGACGCUUGACUACGAGGACUUGUUAGAUUGGUGUAUUAAAAGAGAGGUUGGAGAAUCCCAAAUGAAUGUUUUCAUAAAGUGAGUGUCUUUUUUUACCAAUUAUUUCUUUACUCUUGAAUUUAUUUGUGUAUUAACUUCAACAUAUACAACUUUUGAUGAGGCAAGGUACUUGGAAGGUCAUUGUCAGAAUGAAGGUGUCUCAGGUAUGUACGGAUUCGUGACACAAAUGUUUUAUCUCCAAUGACACCAACUACAGAUGAGGAGGUUUGAUCCGACUAUCUUUCUCGUGUUUUUGGAUGCAACGAGGGAAAGAAUGUCAAUCAACUCUUCUUUGCUCCUUAUAAUGACAAGUAAGUUAUGCAUUGGAGGUUAGCUGUUAUUAGUCCCUGGAAUGCACUAGUGUGCUGGUUAGAUCCGGCUGGGGAAGAAAAUGAGAUCAAUGAGUUUGCUAAAAAGAUCAUAAAUGAGGGAUUAAAAAAAUUCAGCAUGGUCCAUCGAAAGGACAUCAAGAAGAUAAAAAAGAAUCCAUAUAUUGAGUGGAAGCAACCUAAGUGUCCUCGACAACCUCAAUACUCCAAAGUUUGUGGAUACUAUUUUUGUCGCUAUAUGCUUGAGAUUAUACAGAAAAGGGUAUUGUGGGUUACCGAUAAGUUUUUUCAAGCGGACCCCUGUACAUAUUCAACUGAAAAUGUUGACAAAAUUAGAGACUUGUGGGCUAAGUAUGUUCUAGAGCUUGAACAAGAUGACGUUAAUGAAGGAAAUGAAUAUGGUAUAGACAUUACGUGAGUUUAGUAUGUCCAUUACUUUUGGGAAAAGUAUUGCAAAUUUUAGAAUUUUUUGUAUAAAACUUUUGGAGGUAAUCUAAGAUGGCAUGAAAAUUAAAAGAGUUUGGUUUAUAUUUUUGGGAAUUGAAUACUAGAUUUUGUUUUGCAGAUGUUGAUGUAUAGUAUUUUUGGAGUUAUAUUGUAAUUAAUGGAUAUUUGUAAAAGCGUUUAUCAAC
This is a messenger RNA of Chenopodium quinoa (quinoa), 2368 nucleotides long. RefSeq lists its product as uncharacterized. The coding region runs from base 1726 to 2154 and encodes 142 amino acids. The record is from RefSeq and is a predicted model, not a curated record. The transcript has 5 exons. Lineage: Eukaryota; Viridiplantae; Streptophyta; Magnoliopsida; Caryophyllales; Amaranthaceae.